AUGGUCAUCGAUUCGGGACGAGAGUCUAUAGCCUAUCAUGUGCCGGCUCCGGUUCAUGAGAAUGGAAAGCCUAAAACUAAGCAGAUGCCUGUUACUUUACUUUCAGGCUUCUUGGGGAGUGGAAAGACUACAUUGCUACAGCACAUUCUCAAGUCACCGGAUCAUGGGCUGAAGAUUGCUAUCAUUGUUAAUGAUAUGAGCCAACUGAAUAUUGACGCUACUCUUAUCCGGAACCACCAAGUUUCUCAGACUCAGGAGAAGCUCAUUCAACUCCAGAACGGUUGCAUCUGUUGUACUCUUCGUGGUGAUCUGCUCGCAGAAUUGGCACGUCUCACAAAGCAGGAUGGGAUUCAAUAUGUCAUCAUCGAAAGUACUGGAAUUAGUGAGCCUAUGCAAGUUGCUGAGACCUUCACGGCUGAGUUCAGCUCUGCCAUGCUGGAGGCCGAAGAUCAAAUCGGAAACAAUAAUGAUGAAGAUGCAAAGAAGAUCCUAAAUGAGAUUGUUGAGUUAGGCGGAUUACACACAAUGGCUCGUCUCGAUACAACAGUGACCGUCAUCGAUGCCUUCAACCUUCUAUCCAACUUUGAUACCGCCGAGUUCCUUUCAGACAGAUACGGGCGCGAGGAGAUUGUACCGGAAGAUGAGCGUACUAUCUCCGACCUAAUGGUUGACCAGAUUGAGUUCGCCGAUGUGCUCAUCAUCAAUAAGAUCGAGACAAUUGACGAAGCAACUCGCGAGAAGAUCCUUCAGCUGAUCAAGUUGCUUAACCCCGACGCCAAGGUGUUGACAUCCAGCUACUCUCAAGUGGAUGUGCGAGAGAUUGUUGACACUGGCAAAUUUGACUUUAUCCGUGCUGCCUCUGGAGCCGGUUGGCUUCGUAGCUUGCAUGAGAUGACCAUUCAAACCACCGGUCACGGGGACCGAAUGGCGCCUAAGCCGGAGACUUUAGAAUAUGGUAUCAACAACUUUGUCUAUACCGCCCGUCGUCCAUUUCACCCUCGUCGUAUCUUCUCCCUUCUUUAUGACAAGUUUAUCAUUCUUCAAAACAAUGAGCUUGAAGAAGAAGAAGACGACGACAUGGAAGAUGAGGACGGAGAAAAUACCGCGGAUGAGAUGGAUACAGACACCGAAUCAAUUGAGGACUUCGAUCAUCCUGAUCCAAAGGAUAUUCUCGAUAACAAGCGCAAUAAUCCUGCUUUCGGCCCUGUACUUCGUUCAAAGGGAUUCUUCUGGUUUGCUACUCGACCCUUCCAAUUUGGUGAAUGGAGUCAAGCAGGUGGUAUGUUAACAGUUGGCUGUGGAGGUCCUUGGUUCGCCGAGAUGCCUGAUGAAACAUGGCCUGAAGAUCCCGACGUCCGAAAGUCCAUCGUGAAUGAUUUCAAGGGUCCCUGGGGUGAUCGACGACAAGAGCUUGUUUUCAUCGGAGAAGGUGUAGAUCAAGAGAAGAUUUCUGCGCUUUUGGAUGAAUGUUUGUUGGACAAUAAGGAUAUGAAGCAAUGGGAGAAGAUCAUGAAGAACAAGAAACUUAGUCGAGAGGCUAAGACCGAGAAGUUGGCUAAGAUUUGGGAAGAUGGAUGGGAAGAGUGGCCUGAAUAUGAGAUUGAAGAUGAAGAGGAAGAGCAGGUUGCACACGUGCAGGCUCUGGGCAAGCAUCGUAUUAGUGAGCAUUUGGGUCAUCAGCAUGAGCGCAGGGGCCUUAAGCAUAGCCAUCGGUAG
Molecule: messenger RNA, 1716 nt
Organism: Penicillium angulare
Lineage: Eukaryota; Fungi; Ascomycota; Eurotiomycetes; Eurotiales; Aspergillaceae
Exons: 4
Coding region: 1-1716 (571 amino acids)
Source: RefSeq, a predicted model, not a curated record